AUGGCGACUAUGGACAAGGUUUUUGCUGGUUAUGACAAACGGCAGGCCACUCUUGAAGACAGCGACAACAAGUUUGCUCACGGAAUUGCAUGGGUCGAGGGAGAGCUUGUUCCCCUCCACGAAGCCCGAAUCCCUCUACUCGAUGAGGGUUUCAUGCACGGCGAUUUGACCUACGAUGUCCCUUCUGUCUGGGAUGGACGCUUCUUCCGCCUUGACGACCAUCUCGACCGCAUUGAAGCCAGCUGCAAGAAGAUGCGACUUCAGUUCCCGAUUCCACGCGAAAAGAUUAAGAAAACCUUGGUCGAAAUGGUAGCCAAGAGUGAGAUCAGGGAUGCGUUUGUCGAACUGAUUGUCACUCGUGGUCUGAAGGGAGUCCGUGGCCAUCGGCCUGAUGAGAUCCUCAACAACAACCUGUACAUGUUUGUGCAACCCUUCGUAUGGGUCAUGAAACCUGAUGACCAGUACCAAGGCGGUCGUGCCAUUGUUGCACGAACAGUUCGACGAACCCCUCCUGGCUCAUUCGAUCCCACAAUCAAAAACCUACAGUGGGGUGAUCUUACCAGAGGCCUCUUUGAGGCGAAUGAUCGUGGUGCCACAUAUCCCUUCUUGACAGAUGGAGAUACCAACCUGACCGAAGGUUCGGGUUUCAAUAUCGUUCUAAUCAAGGAUGGUGUACUCUACACACCCGACCGAGGAGUGCUGGAGGGAAUCACCAGAAAGAGUGUGAUUGAUGCUGCUAAAUCAUGCGGCUAUGAAACUCGGGUUGAAAAUGUCCUGAUUGAGGCGACUUACGAAGCUGAUGAGAUUUUUAUGUGCACGACUGCUGGAGGGAUAAUGCCCAUCACCACUCUUGAUGAUAAGCCAGUGGGAGAUGGAAAGGUCGGUCCUAUCACCAAGAAGGUUUGGGAUCGCUACUGGGCUAUGCACUGGGAGGAUGAAUUUAGCUUCAAGAUUGAUUACUAG
Messenger RNA from Fusarium sp. VM40, 963 nucleotides. Lineage: Eukaryota; Fungi; Ascomycota; Sordariomycetes; Hypocreales; Nectriaceae. The record is from the annotation of a GenBank genome assembly.